Messenger RNA from Ruditapes philippinarum (Manila clam), 2133 nucleotides. Its product is annotated as IgGFc-binding protein-like. The record is from RefSeq and is a predicted model, not a curated record. NCBI's taxonomy places the organism in Eukaryota, Metazoa, Mollusca, Bivalvia, Venerida, Veneridae. Bases 34 to 1767 code for a protein of 577 amino acids. The transcript is spliced from 8 exons.
GUUGGAAGAGAAUUUGUAUUUGGAAUUUUCGAUAUGGUCGGUAGCUGUUGUCAUGGUUCCAAUAAUAAAAUAUCUGUAGAUAUCACAAACACGUCUCCAAACCGUACGACAGUCAGAUUGCAAAUUCCAUUCCUCAACAACGAUACAAAUUUCUAUAUUCCUACUGGAGAAAAGAAAACUGUUCUAAUUGAUCCUUCAAUACAGCGUGACGGUACGUUUAAAGAUUCUCGUGGCAUUAAAAUAUCUGCUGAUCACGACAUAAGUGUUCUUGUGACUAAUGCAUUUAACAAUUCUAACAAUAUUGAUUCAUAUAACAUUUUACCAAUAACUGAGCUAGGUAACGAGUACAACAUCUAUUCCUAUUUAGGAACGGUCAACUUCAGAGGAAGUGAAAUGCUUGUAGCUGCAGUAAAGAACAACACAAAAGUAACGUUAAUGAAUCAAACUGAUGUCAUUCAAUCAAUCAUAUUGAACGAAUUUGAAAUAUUUCAAUACCUUUACAGCCAAGGUGAUCUUACAGGAACACACGUGAACUCAGAUAAAAAUGUUUAUGUUGUGAGUGGUUCAACACACACGGGUAUUCCGUCUGGUUCUACAGAAUACAUUGCUUCUGAAAUAUUUCCCGUGUCAUCAUGGUCAAACAGUUACAUUAUACCACCAGUGCUUCCAAAAUCAGCUUUUAUAAUAAGAAUAGUAACAAACUCUUCCAGAGAUGUGACUUUAGCCAAUUCAACGCGAACAUACAAAUUAAAUCCAUCUUCUAUAAAGGACCAAUACUUUGGCACUGAAGCAGUUGUAGCAACAUGUGAAAGCCCGUUUUCCGUUACACAAUAUGGAGUGAAUUAUGCAUAUGGCAGCAUAGCCGGCGACCCUUUUAUGGUAGCGGUACCCGGUGUAGAUACGUAUAUUAAUGAGUAUAUUUUCACAGUUCCGCACGAGUAUUACUCGGUGAAAUAUCAUGCAGCAAUCAUCGUACCGAAAACUGGUAUAGCUGGCCUGGUGUUGGACAAUCGUUCGAUACAAUCAUAUAACUCAGCAGCUAUUACAGUGCCAUCACCUUUUGACGAAUUUAAGAUUUUCACUUUUCCUAUCAAUGAAGGCUACCACCACUUCUAUCAUCCAGUUCGCUCGAUUAAAUACGGCGUGUUUAUUUACGGACAUGGCAAUUAUUUGAGCAACAGUUUUUAUGCUGGCUAUGAUUUAAGACGAACAAAAAUGUGUUAUAGUUGUGACGAUCUUAGUCAUAUAGAUCUUUGUGAUACAGUGAAACAAUGUAACAGUCAAGAGGUAUGUUAUGUUGAACGAUACAAAGACGGCGGUCAAAUCAAAUACAAAUCAGGAUGUUUGCCACAAAACACUUGCGAAUCUAAACGGAAUGAAUCAACAUAUUCGGAUGGCAUUUGUUUUGAAUGCUGUUGCGGUAGUUACUGUAAUAACCAAGGAUGCGGUGAAAAUGGAAUCCCUAACAGAGAUAAACGUGGGCCUAUCUGCUUUGACUGUCAACAUGUUUCCUCUCCUGACGAGUGUGUCAACAUUACUCCAUGUGAUUCAAACCAGGUUUGUCGCAUUGAGGAGUUCAAAUGGUUUGAUCACUCGCACUACAAACUUGGUUGUGGACACGGAUUGUGUGACCCUGUCAGCAGGAAAAGAAGUCAUGUGUUUAAGAGAUCUACACCAGUAUGUCAGUCAUGUUGCACUGAUGACUAUUGUAACAAGUACUGUACAGCCUCUACACAAGAUCAAACUGGAGCAGUGAUAGUUGGAUAGCAGUAGAUGUCUUGCGUCUCUUUGUCAGCGGUAAUUUGGUCCAUUUAUUGAAUAACUCUGAACUUUGUUUAACAUUCAUAUUUGUUCAAUAAUAAGACACUGAGCAGAAAGCGUUAUGUUGUAUUCUUUUUUUGUAAACUGGGCUCCAUAUUCUAUUCUAUAAAUUAGGACGAUCAAUAAAAUGGCGUAUCAUUAUCCAAGAAAUGGCAUUUUACUAAAUUUCAUCAUAAAGGCAAGCUUUAGUAUCUCUACGAACAAUCAUCUGAAAAGUCCAGAGAACCAAAGAAAUUUACGUUCGAACCCGAAUUUUUUUUACAUUUAUUUAUUAAAUAUUGACCAUAUUAUCCACUUCAAAUAUAAUCAAAU